This is a messenger RNA of Linum tenue, 2478 nucleotides long. The record is from the annotation of a GenBank genome assembly. Lineage: Eukaryota; Viridiplantae; Streptophyta; Magnoliopsida; Malpighiales; Linaceae.
CGCACAGUGUUUUCCCUCGAUUUCAUCUUGUUGUUUGCCGCGAGGGAGCCAGCGAGCCAACUCUCUCUCCCACUCUCUGCCUUUACAUCUCCCUCCUCCCUUCCGCUCCUCUCCCUCUCCUUCCAGAUUCAUCUCGUCCGCCGCCAGCAUCGCUGCCGCUUGCCCGACGGUGGCUCGAUUCGUCGUCGGUUCUCUCAAUCCUGAUCGGAAAUCGAUCGACCGGAACCCUAGGUUUCGGAACUCUUUGGAUGUUAUUUAUCGGAAGAACAUUUUUAGCUUCUCUUAUGUUAGCUGGAUUUCCCGCUUGAGAAUUCAUUGAACCUAUUAGGUUGUGGGCUGCGUGGCGGACGAUUUGCAGUGAAGUGAUUCGGAGUUCUUUAUGGCAAAAGUGGCGCCGCCUGGUUCUUUACCUCCAAAUUCUCUGCAAAUUGGUGCUGGUCCUUUAAAUGUUGGUCCGAUGGCCAAGAGGAAGACGCCGUCUGACCUCAGGCGAGAGCAGUUGAGGAGGACAAGUCUAGCUGAGCUUAUGGGGGAAUCUAAGCUAUCUAUGCCUGGGAAAACCAACAACCCUGUUGAAAACGGGAUAAAGAAACCUGAAGUGUCCAGAAAUCCAAAGUAUAUUGAUACUCGCCUGGAUGAAGUGUACCCCGUCAAAAAGUCGAGAUUGGGGAUGCUCCCCGCGAAAGAGAAAGUACAGGAAAACAAAUCGACGGGGCAACUUAACAAUCUGAAGAAUCUUUCCACUCUUACUAAUUUGGCAGCAAAGAGACAGGAAACAUGUUUGGAGAAACCUGUAGCUCAUGCGGAUGUCUCAACAGAUUGUAGCACAAAAGCUCACCAAACAAGUGAAAAAUGUAGUCAGAGUAUAUUCCGUACUGUUGCUGAGCUUUCGACAUAUGGGAAACAGUCCUCAGGUCUUGCAGCUGUUGACAUGGAUAAGGCCUUGAAAGGAUUGGCUGCCUGUGAGCCUGCAGGCCAUUCCCGUUUAAAUACUGAUACAUCUGGGAAAUCUGGCCAAUACUCUGGCAAUUUCUGCUCAGAGUGUUGCAUACCUGGCAAGAAACCUCCUCUUGAUUUUACUUUGAAAACAAAAAUGCGACUGUUGUGUGCUUGCUCAGUGAGUGGGCUUCAUAGGUCGAUCGUGUCCAGCACAUACAAUAGCACUCCACAGUUCAUAUUUCAACAGGGUUGUGCUGUAGAUAUCAGUAGCCCAUUGCAAACCUUAACUUCCCAAUUGUGUAGCCCUAAAUCUCUGCAUUCUUGGGUUUAUCCACAGUCUACACUACCACCUGCUGUCAUUUCAGUAUUGUCUUCAUCAGCUGCUGAUGGAGAUUUUCUUAGAAAAAGGCAAAUGGCUUGGCAGGAUUCAUUUCGGAGUCUCUAUUACUUACUUCGCAAAAACAUUUGCAGCAUUUUCUAUGUUUGUACAUCACACUUCGUGGUGAUGUUCACCAAUGCUGGAGGCUUGGGGUGCAGUGCCUACAUCUCGCAAUCAACUAUAAGUGUCAGGUCUUUGUUAAGAGAACAUGAUGUAUGCUUCUCUAUGCCACUUUGCCAUUCCAAAGUGGAGCAGGUUGCCACUGAACAUCUGGUUGAGCUUGCAGCGAUUAGGAGGGAAAACUUGGGCCAGGUUCGGAAUCUUAGUUCCUUGGACAAUGUUGAUAAUACUCCAGAAUCCUUACUGGCCUUCAAGGAAAAGAUACAUGUGCAGGGACUGUAUGAUUUCCUGUUAAAUUACAGAUCUUCCUUGACCCUCUUGUCUGGAGUGGACGUUCCAUUACUUUAUUCACCUAUUCCAUUUCCAAAUGCUUCCCUUUCAGCUCCAGAGAUAAGUUGUGUGGAUAUGAAGAGAGCUGACCAUACUGCAGCAUCCCCUAAAGAUGGCUCAAAUGUCACUCUCAGCUCAAUCAUUGAAGUAAAGGGAACAUUUAUCCCUCCAUGGAUUGUUAGCCGCAUUUGUGCCCUCUUGAGCUGUGAAGCGACCAACUUCGAGGCGAGCUUUGCUACGGAACCCACUUCGAUUGGCUUGAAUGUUGUGAUUGAGAAAGUUGUCGAGGAAUCCAAAUCUGAUGCAGAAACCGUACAAGAAAGUGAUAGUAGUAGCGCUUUGGGCUUGGCCGAAGCAGUUGUUGCUCCUUGCGUGAGCUCAGGCUUUAUAACAGGGUUGAAGUAUAGGGAUAAUUCAUACUUGGCCUCCCUCUCACCAGCAUGAGAUGUUUCCUUUUGAAGUAAAAAAGGGAAGAGAAUAUUGCUGUUGUCAGUUCUUCGGUUUUGGUUUCACCAAGCGAGGCGUACGUCUGUAUCUCAUUCCUUGUAUUAUUCGUGCCGUUGCUGCAACUCAGGCACGAAUUGGUGCAAGUGCAAGUCGUACUCUUUUGACAUGUGAUGCAACAAUUCCAUCUUGGCAAACCUUUGUAUGAGAAAGUAAAAGGGAAGCAUUUCCAAAUCGCAGAGAAUGACAAGGUUGAUUAACGUGUG